Molecule: messenger RNA, 520 nt
Organism: Entrophospora candida
Lineage: Eukaryota; Fungi; Glomeromycota; Glomeromycetes; Entrophosporales; Entrophosporaceae
Source: the annotation of a GenBank genome assembly
AAUUCUUUCAAUUUUCAACUAUAAAUGAUCGUCAAAUGCACCUUACAACAAUUGAUGUAGAAAAUAAUUUAUUUCAUUCAUUAAUUACAAAAAUUACUCCUCAAAAAACCCAGUACCAAUUUCAACAGUGUAAUCAAAGAAAACUAAUUAGAUUAUUGAGAAUUACCUCUGAUAACAGCAACAAUAGAUGUUCAAUCUUAAACACAAGUUUUAAACAUACAGUACAGAAAGGAGAGUACAUUGUUAUUAAAAAAGAAAAAUUAAGUGUUGUUGAUGUAAUUUCAAAUACUGAAUUGAAGGUUGCAGGUGUAUAUCAGACCUUAUCACUUGAUGAUGAUACAUGGAUUGACUUUCAAAUUGAACCUAAGAUAAAACUUAAUGGUUUUAUAGAUGCAUAUAAAUUAAUGUUUGAAAAGUAUCCAGUUGAGAGUUGCAUAGAUCCUGAACAAAACCAGCCACUUAAUUUGAAAAUUGUCCUUGAUAUAAAUGAUGAUUGUAAAGAUGGAAAUUAUGAUAGAAA